This is a messenger RNA of Plasmodium relictum, 1140 nucleotides long. It is a transcript of the gene ARP1, whose product is annotated as actin-related protein. NCBI's taxonomy places the organism in Eukaryota, Apicomplexa, Aconoidasida, Haemosporida, Plasmodiidae. The transcript has 10 exons. Bases 1 to 1140 code for a protein of 379 amino acids. The record is from RefSeq and is a predicted model, not a curated record.
AUGAAUGAAUAUGGUAAUCAAAUUUAUUCUAAUCAACCUAUAAUAAUUGAUAAUGGAAGUGGAUAUAUAAAAGCUGGUUUUGCCGGAGAUGAUAUUCCUAAUAUUGUAUUUCCAUCAUAUGUAGGUAGACCAAAAUAUAAGAGGGUUAUGGCGGGAGCAGUAGAAGGUAACAUUUUUGUCGGAAAUAAAGCGGAAGAAUAUAGGGGACUAUUAAAAGUUACUUAUCCAAUUAAUCAUGGAAUUAUUGAAAAUUGGAAUGAUAUGGAAAAUAUUUGGAUUCAUGUAUUCAAUUCUUUAAAAAUUAAUUCAGAAGAACAUCCUGUCUUAUUAACUGAAGCCCCUUUAAAUCCUCAAAAAAAUAAAGAGAAAAUUGCGGAGGUUUUUUUUGAAUCAUUUAAUGUUCCUGCCUUAUUUAUUUCUAUUCAAGCUAUUCUUUCCUUAUAUUCUUGUGGAAAAACUAAUGGGACAGUUUUAGAUUGCGGAGAUGGAGUUUGCCAUUGUGUUUCAAUUUAUGAAGGAUAUAGUAUAACAAAUACAAUAACAAGAACAGAUGUUGCAGGAAGAGAUAUCACAACUUAUUUAGGUUAUUUGUUAAGAAAAAAUGGGCAUUUAUUUAAUACUUCAGCUGAAAUGGAAAUAGUAAAAACUAUGAAAGAAAAUUGUUGUUAUGUUUCUUUUAAUAUGAAUAAAGAAAAAAAUUCUUCUGAUAAAUCUAUUACUGCUUUACCUUACAUACUUCCUGAUGGAUCACAAAUAUUGAUUGGAUCUGAGAGGUAUAGAGCACCAGAAGUUUUGUUUAAUCCAUCUAUUUUAGGAUUAGAAUAUUUAGGAUUAUCUGAACUAAUAGUUACAUCAAUAACAAGAGCCGAUAUGGAUUUACGAAAAACUUUAUAUUCACAUAUUGUCUUAUCUGGAGGAACAACUUUAUUUCAUGGUUUCGGUGAUAGACUAUUAAAUGAAAUUAGGAAAUUUGCUCCCAAAGAUAUAACAAUAAGAAUUAGUGCACCACCGGAAAGAAAAUUCAGUACAUUUAUAGGAGGAUCAAUUUUAGCAUCUUUAGCAACUUUUAAAAAAAUUUGGAUAUCUAAACAAGAAUUCGACGAAUAUGGUUCUGUUAUACUACACAAAAAAACAUUUUGA